AUGGAGGAUUCAACCUCCCGGUCAUUUGAAACUUUCGAGUCCAAGCAGCCGUUUCCCCCUCUGCUUGAUGAUCUCACUUCGCCUGGGGCGCAAGAGAGCUAUGCGGAGGACGAGGUCAUCUCCCCCGGUUGCAAUGAGAUCGAGGUUGAGGAUGAUGCCGAUUUCCAGUCGCACUACUCGCUAGAUCCUCAAUCGCUCUCUGAUUCCGAGUCCGACGACUCGGCCGACGAUAUUGGGAGGCAUCAUCCCUUCCGACAGUCAUCCAGCUCACUUCAUGGCCCUAAUGCUUUUGCGCCUCCUUUUUACAAUCGUCCGCCGACACCUUUGCCUCCGUCUCCUUCAUUGACAUCGCUGCUUCGACCGCCCUUUUCGACGACUACCUCACGUCCGACCACUCCAGAUAGCUCCGAUGUUGAGACCCCCAAUGACACCGAGGCCGCCGUGGCGAAGUCAGCGCGUCGCGCAACAACCGUCCCCCGCGCCAGCCCCAAGGUACCCACAUAUGAAUAUUAUGGCUUUGUGCUCUAUCUAGCUUCGUCGCUUGCAUUCUUAAUUUAUCUCCUUUGGUCAUACCUACCAUCCCCAUUUCUCCAUCAGCUCGGAAUCUACUACUACCCCAACCGCUGGUGGUCCCUAGCUAUUCCAGCAUGGCUCGUCAUUUUCAUUGUCUAUAUUUACGUCGCACUCGCUUCCUACAACACUGGCUAUCUGACUCUGCCCAUGAACAGCAUUGAGAAUAUUGUGGAUGAAGUUGCGAACGUAGCGGUCAUUGACGGAAAGGCUCGAAGAAGACCAGGCGGGGCAACCAAGAUGAAGCCCGGUGCGACAUCCUACCAAAUCAUGAGCGCGCAGAAUCGCAAAGUCAACUGGUGGGAAAUCUGGAGUGAAGGAACUGAUGCCGUUAUGGAUAUCCCGGUCGGCGGGGUGUGCGAGGUGUUGUACGGUCAAGAGCGCGAUGAGGAUGAAGCAAAAUGUCAGCAGAUCGGCCUCAAACCCCCCCCGCGCCAAAACUUGGCUGAGCCGGGCCAACUCCCUCGCGGCCCACUGACGCCCGAACAGCAGCGGAGGAUUGAAGUGAACCGAAUGAAAGCAAAAGCUCUUCGUGAACAACGUGCAGCCGAGCUGUCUCAAACCUCUAGCCCUGCUGUUCCUCCUCGCGCCGCCCAAUCCAUACAAGGAGUGAAGCGUUCUUUUAACUCGAUAACUGGGGCUGAGCUUCCGGCUUCUUUACGGGAUGCCCGUACAAAAGCAGCUUCUGAUCGGUCGCUCCAUGCGAUCAAACCCGCGCGCAAUUUUACUCGAUACGUCGAUUAUGAUUUCAGCAAGAUGACCGAUACCAAGGGCGGCUUCCUAACGCAGGAGGACGACCCAUUCAACAAGGCGUUGCACGUGUCGGAUGGGCAAGAGGACCAAAAGCCGGCAAACAUGACCCAGAAGGAAUGGGAACGUCACCAACUACUGCAGUCCCUGCGGCGGAACCGCGAAGGGCCUUUCGAGCCAGGUUUAAGUGUCCUGGACGAUAAAAGCAAGCAAAAGACGUGUCGCGAGUGUGGAAGUCCAGAAAUUGAUUGGAAAUGGGAAGAAGAGCUCCGAUGUCGCAUCUGUCAUUCUUGCAAGGAAAAAUACCCCGAGCGGUAUAGCCUUCUCACCAAGACGGAAGCCAAGGAGGACUAUCUACUGACGGACCCUGAAUUACGAGACGAAGAGCUUCUUCCGCACCUCGAACGGCCGAAUCCGCAUAAAUCGACAUGGAAUAACAUGAUGCUUUACCUGCGCUUUCAGGUUGAAGAGUACGCAUUUUCGCCAAAGAAAUGGGGCUCUGCCGAGGCUCUAGAUGCUGAAUUCGAGCGCCGCGAGAAUGACAAGAAGAAGCGACGAGAAGCCAAGUUCAGGACGAAGCUGCAUGACCUAAAGAAACGUACGCGCGUUGAGGCCUACCGACGAAACCGUCAAGGAGCCUCUGGAGGAGAGUUCGGAGAUGACCUGGGCAACAAUCGGAAGCACGUACACCAGUGGGGUCGAUCCGUUGAGAACCCGGAGACUGGCAUCGGCGUCAAGACCUGUGUGGACUGCGGCAUGGAGGUGGAGGAGCUGGAAUUUUAA
Molecule: messenger RNA, 2103 nt
Organism: Penicillium maclennaniae
Lineage: Eukaryota; Fungi; Ascomycota; Eurotiomycetes; Eurotiales; Aspergillaceae
Gene: rad14
Product: DNA repair protein RAD14
Exons: 5
Coding region: 1-2103 (700 amino acids)
Biological process (GO): nucleotide-excision repair
Molecular function (GO): damaged DNA binding
Source: RefSeq, a predicted model, not a curated record